AUGCAUGACUUCGAGCGCGUCAGCCGCAACAUCGUCCGCACCUUCUACGACCCUCCGCCGACCAACGACUCCAACGACCCCAUAUGGCUGCUCGGCCAGCGUUACGACCCCCGGCCGCCGCCGUCCAAGCCUACGCCCACUGAUUCCCCAGCUGCCGGGACGCCUGCACCCACGCCCUUGUCCGAACGCAACGAAGACGAAAGCUGGAUAAGAACCAGCAUCGAAGAGUCCGAACGCAAGGAAGCUCCAAAUGGCGAGGAUCCAGCACAAUACGGCAACUGGCCCUCUGCCUUCCUCGAUGACUUCGAGUCGCGCAUCUGGAUGACCUAUCGGUCUGGCUUCGCACCGAUCCAGAAGAGUCAGGACCCAAAGGCAACGAGCGCUAUGAGUUUCCGCGUGCGCAUGCAGAACCUCGCCUCGCCUGGAUUCACAUCGGAUACGGGUUUUGGCUGCAUGAUCAGGAGCGGGCAGUGCAUACUCGCCAACGCGCUGCAGAUGCUACGUCUGGGACGGGACUGGAGAUACCAAGAGAAGCCUGAUGUGCCUGAGCACCAUGAAAUACUCUCGCUCUUUGCCGACGAUCCGAAAGCGCCCUUCUCUAUCCACCGCUUCGUCGAGCACGGCGCUGCUGUGUGUGGAAAGUACCCUGGCGAGUGGUUCGGUCCCUCAGCCGCAGCACGGUGCAUACAGGAUCUAGUGCACAAGUACAAGGAAGCUGGACUGAGAGUAUACGUAUCCGGUGACGGCGCCGACGUGUAUGAAGAUAAGCUGAAGCAAAUCGCCGUGGACGACGACGGAGAAUGGCGACCUACGCUAAUCCUCGUCGGCACAAGGUUGGGCAUCGACAAGAUCACUCCAGUGUAUUGGGAGGCGCUGAAGGCGAGCCUGCAGAUGAAGCAAAGCAUUGGUAUUGCAGGUGGCCGCCCUUCAGCAUCACAUUACUUCGUAGCCACGCAGGCGAAUAACUUCUUCUACCUUGAUCCCCACAGCACGCGCCCACUCUUACCCUACCGCUCUCCUUCGUCAUCCACCCAAGACGAGGAAACAGCCGCUCCUUCCACACUAGAAGCUUCAGCAACGUCCACUUCGUCAUCAACAACCAUCGUCCCUUCAUCAAACUCAUCCUCUUACUCUGCCGAAGAACUCGCCUCCUGCCAUACGCGCCGCAUCCGCCGUCUACAGAUCCGCGAGAUGGACCCCUCGAUGCUUCUCGCUUUUCUCAUAACGUCACAAGAGGACUACGAUAACUGGAAAGAAGGCGUUCGCAGCGUGCAAGGCAAGAGCGUGGUGCACGUGCAGGACAAAGAGCCGGCGCCGCGAGGACAAGAAAGAGAGGGUGCUAUUGACGAAGUCGAGAGUUGGGACGAGGAUGGCUUGCAAUAG
Alternaria incomplexa is the source of this 1383-nucleotide messenger RNA. RefSeq names its product Cysteine protease atg4 (gene ATG4). NCBI's taxonomy places the organism in Eukaryota, Fungi, Ascomycota, Dothideomycetes, Pleosporales, Pleosporaceae. The coding region runs from base 1 to 1383 and encodes 460 amino acids. The transcript has 2 exons. The record is from RefSeq and is a predicted model, not a curated record. Gene Ontology annotation, molecular function: protein-phosphatidylethanolamide deconjugating activity.